Molecule: messenger RNA, 2583 nt
Organism: Solanum pennellii
Lineage: Eukaryota; Viridiplantae; Streptophyta; Magnoliopsida; Solanales; Solanaceae
Exons: 4
Coding region: 339-2312 (657 amino acids)
Source: RefSeq, a predicted model, not a curated record
GGAAAUCCAAUAGUGAGCCCUUUAACGAUUUUUAAACCUCUGAGCUCCCGCUUUCCAUGGCAUCUCUUUCAUUCAUUAUUUUCUUCCAUAGCCAUUCCCUUCUUUGGGGUCAAAGCUGACGCGUUUUCUUCAACAAUUUUCUUUGAAUUCAUCUAUUCAGUCAGCACAAGACCCCCAAAAUCGGAUUUAUACAUUGCUAUCUGAAAUUUUGUCAUCCAAUUUGCUUCAUGUUAUCCUUUGUGAGAACCUUCUUUUAUCUUUCUACAGCCUUAUUAUUACCCAAAUUUGAAUUUUCUUAGUAACCUUGAUAGUGGGUUGUUAUCAAUUUUUUUUUGUACAUGAAAAUCAUGGCGACUUUGAAAUCUGGGGUUCUUGUGAAGUUUCUUGAAGACAUGAAAAUUGGGGUUAAUGCGUCCGAGUUGGAGGAAAAUGGAAAAACCAUAUUGUUGCAAAUUAGAAGCAUUGUUCCUGUUCUUGAAGAAGGUGAUCUUUGGCCUAACAGAGGAUUUUACCUAAAAGUUUCAGAUAUUUCUCAUGCAAUGUAUGUUUCUUUGCCUGAAGAGCAAAAUGAGAUGAUUCUUGCAAACCAAUUGAAAUUGGGUCAAUUCAUUUAUGUACAGAAAUUGGAGGAUGCUCAUCCUUUUCCGUUGAUUAGAGGUGUAACGCCUCUACCUGGUAGGCGCCCGUGUGAGGGAGCCCCUCAAGAUAUUGAUUCAGUUGCGAAUGUAAUGAACAUUCUUCAGGCAUCUAAUUCUGAUUGUAUUGUUGAAAAAACUGUUAUUUCUGAGAAUAGGAUUAUUGAAAUCCCAUCCAAUGCUGGAAAGUUGUCUAGGGGAUUAUCCGAUCCUGAUGGGUUGAAGAACAAAAAUGAUCAUUUGGAAAGAAAAUCUAAAGGAAAAUUUCGGUCUUUGAGUGCUUCAAAAGUUCGUUCAGGCGAAAGGACGGUGGGCUUGGAUUGCACUGCUAAAAGAUCUGACAGUGAGAAGAGAAAUUCUCAUCUUUUUAAGGAACUACAAAAGAGAAAAAAAAGAUCUUUUGAUAUUGAUAGUGAUACAGAAAGCAUAUUGUCAUUGCUCUCAUUUUCGUCUCAUAAUUCAAAGAGAAGAAGUUGGAAUGAGUCAGAGAUUUUGGAAGUUAAAGAAAUCUUCGAUUCUUCAGUUGUCAAGCACGAUAAGAGACCACCUCGUAGUCGCAGUCCAACUGUUUCAUCAGUUCGUUCUGUAAGGUAUGAUAGCUCCGAUGACAAUUCAAGUUCAAUAGCAAGAAGAAGAGAAGUUGGCUCUGCAAAGAAAAUGAAGAGUUCCACUAAGGACAAAACUUCUUUCUCCAAAAUAAAUUGUGAGCAAGCCUCACAUCCAAUUGACCGCUUAGCUAAUGACAGGCAAGGGGCAGAAACUGGUAUAUCAUGGGACUCACUGCCCUCAAGCUUGGUGAAGCUUGGAAAGGAGGUUGUAAAGCAAAGAGACACUGCUCUGAUUGCAGCUACUGAUGCUUUGCAAGAAGCAUGUGCAGCUGAGAGGUUGCUCAAUUCCUUGAGCAAGUUCUCAGAGUUCCAUCUAGCUGAACAAGAUGAUCUCCAGCCUCAUGUUGAUAAAUUUUUUGAUCUUCAAGAUGACAUGGCUCAGACACGAUUAAUAUUGCAGUCACUUACAAAUAUAACUCCACUUAGAACUUCAGGAGAAGCUGAUCAUUCAACUUAUAACACCAGUUCAGUUAAGGAAGCAUUGACCAUUGCAGUCCAGAGAAAGAAAAACUCAUCUAUGUGGAUAAAAUCUGCUGUUGCUCUUGAUCUUUCACCAUGCUCCACCACUCUCAAUCCAAUCCAUAACACUAUGGCUGUCACCAAUACACCGAAGAAGUCAAGCAUAUCAAAUCGAAGUACCAAACCCAAAGGGUCAUAUAUUGUCAAAUCACAUAAGAACACUGAUGAGAUUCCCUUCUUGUCGGCUGACAAAGAUGAGCAACCUGAAUGGACUAGGGGAAGCACAAUGCCUACAGCCACUGUCCUAGCUUCUUCGUUGCAGAACGAGUGUAGAAAAUUGUUUUUGGGACAUGUAGAGAAGUACCUAGAUGAGGUUGAAAUAAAAGCCUCUUCAAUGGCAGUAGAUAGUCAAAUAGCAGGAAUGAUGUAUAAGGUGAAGAGAGUCAAUGAUUGGUUAGAUGUGAUAAUCAACAAGGAAGCGAAUGCUCGAAAGGAUGGGAGCUUGGAUGACUCAGAAAUUGAAGUUUGUCAAAGGGUAAGGAACAAAAUAUAUGGGAUCUUACUGAAGCAUGUUGAGAGAACUGCUAUGUCUUUUGGAAGUAGCAGUUGAAUGCCGGGUGAUAUCAAAUUUGAAAACUGUAUAUUGAAGCCACAAAAUUUAGAUACAAGUACAGUAAUUGCUAUGUAUAAAACAUGAGAGUGAAAAUGUAUACAUGCAUAGAUCUUCUCUAAGAGAUGAUUUGUGCAUCAUUUUUUCAUUUUUUUCAUUUCCACUCUCCUGAAUACUUAUAUUGCUUAGUGUAUCUUAACAUUGUUGUUUGCACAGACAUCUUGUAAAUAUAACUUCACGUAAAUGUGCAAUACAGAUACCGAUUGGUCCA